Molecule: messenger RNA, 2673 nt
Organism: Anolis sagrei ordinatus
Lineage: Eukaryota; Metazoa; Chordata; Lepidosauria; Squamata; Anolidae
Source: RefSeq, a predicted model, not a curated record
GCAGAGCUGCUGCUACUACUUCGCUAAGUGUCUUGGAAGGUGUCACUUUUCUCUAUUCCAGUGCCUGGUGUCCUGGUAUUUCAGAACUCAAGACAUGGACAAAAGAGCUGCUGCCACCCUGUUCUUCACAUUGUCUUUUUUUCAAAUAGCUUCAUGCCAGCAAGCAGUAAUGAAUGGCCUCCAGUGUUACAAAUGUAAGUUCGACCAGCCCUGCUCGGAUCCAUCAUCUGUGGUGAGCUGUCAAGAAGGAGAAGUUUGUGGCUUCAUAAAGGGAAACUCAGAAUACAAAGUUCACGAGCCUAUCUUUGGAACAGGCUGCAUCGAAGCCACAAAAUGCAGCAGUGACGAGAAGAUUAUUCAUUCCAGCAACCCAUUCCGGGUCAGCUACUCCUGCUGCAACACCAAUUACUGCAACAACGGCAACUCUAGAUUUAACCCUUCCAGAACUCACCUCACUUUGCUCUUUGUGGCCACUCUCUCCACCAUCCUAUUAACCUUCCUGAUUGCCUAGUUUUCCUGUUUUGUGAGAAAUAUGUCCCCUCCCAAACCCUGUCAGUGACUGGAUCCUCAAACACAAACCCAGCAGUUGGGAGCUCCAUGGCAGGAGCAGGUAGAAAAUAGAUCAGGACAGCUUUGGAGUAACAGUUGGGAGUAACAUUCAUAGCCUUUCUGUGGGCUUUCUUAUCAGGGCAAUAGGUUGGCUACUGUGUGAAACAGAAAAAUGGGUAAUCAGUUAGGCCUUCAUUCUGACACAGCAUGGCACUUCUUAAGCUACUAUUGUCAUAACCUUGCUCGACCUUGAGUAUCCACAACUACCCCCCAGUCAAUGGGACCAAAGGUAAGGGAUAGUAGGAACUGUGAUCUACCAAUACCCAAGGACCCUAGUUGGACAAAAUUUCCUGUUUCCUGUGUGCAACAUGAAACCACUUAUUACUGUGUCAUGAUUGCAAGGAUUCAUGAUCAGAGCAUCUAGCUGUGGAGAUGUCAAAGGAAUACAACCUCCACAAUGUUUGACUAUGUGACUGAUGAGGCUGGAAGUCACCCACACCUAGAAAGCCACAGGAUCCACACCACUGAUGUUAACCAAGUGUUCUUCAAUGUGCUUUAAACAUGUUCAGUAUUGUUAUUGUUGUUAUGUACACACCUUGGUAAUCCUUGCAAGAACUUGCUGAAGUUUAGCUCUAGUUGAUGACUCAGUUCAUGAAAUUUCAUUGUGGGUGAUGUUUGCACACAGCUUACAUUUAUGCUAGUGAAGGGUGACUGGGUAAAAUUGUUCCAGCAUGGCUUUUUCCAUUUGAUUGCUGUGGUGCAGCAGUGGUGGUGUAGUAGUUUGACCACUGGUUUGGCUGGGAGUUUGGAAAUCCAGGUUCAACUUUCAAGCUGAUCUUAAGCCAGUCACCAUCUCUCUGAGUAGCCUAUCUUCCAAUGUUUUACAAGAAGUGAGAAACUAUAUACAAUAACUUGCAAGAAAGCCAGGAUAUAAAUGUACGAGGGUUAUCCAGAAAGUAAGGUUGCAAGAUAUUUUUAAAUACAAAGAAUUAACAUAUUUUAAUAAAACUUACAUGAAUUAUAGCAUGGGUAUUACAUUAUUUUUCCACCAUUCAGUUCAAUACGUUUUGUCAUCUGUGGGAUGAGUUUUCGAUGCCUGUGUCAUAGAAGUUUCCCUCCGGCUUUUUUUAGCCAGUUUGUCACUUCAAUUUUCAGCUUGCUGUCAUCAGAAAAGUGUUUUCCACCGAAGUAUUCCUUCAAUUUAGUGAACAGAUGAUAGUCACUGAGUAUGAAACUGGGGCUGUGAGAGGGGUGGCUGAAAACAUCCCAACCAAAUGAAGUCAACAACUCUUGUGUUGAAUGAGCGGUGUGUGGGCGUGCAUUGUCAUGAAGGAGACAGACUCCCGCCGUCAGCAUCCUACAACACUUGUUUUGGAUGGCUCUGCAAAGUUUCUUCAGGUCUCACAAUAUAUUCCGUAUCCAUUUUGUCACAUGUUGUCUUGACAUUAUGUCCUCUCCAUAAACUGAAAUGAUUUCACGAUGAAUUGCAGCAGCGUUCAUGCCCUUAGCAUUUAGGUAGGGUAUUACAGUGCGAACUUUGCACUUGGAGGGAAACGGAAUGAGGAUGCCCAUCUCUAACCUUCACCACAAUACCAGUUGAUGAGCUACUGACAACUGGCUGUGCUCAUUCUCUUCCACUGGCUUCUUGCUACACAGCAGUGAUACCAACUUCCCACAAGGAAAUUCCCCAUGAGAGCUACGUGCCUUGUAACCUUACUUUCUGGAUUACCCUUGUAUAAUAAAUGAAUAAUACACUUUAGACAAGUUGCACACCCUCAGUUUUAAGGAACACAACUGUAAAUUUCUGAACAAAUCUUGUCAAGAAAGCCGCCCAACAGUGUUGCCUUUGGAUCACCACAGCUGGAAAUGACUUGAAGGCACACAACAAAGACAAGAUACAGAUGUGUGUGUGUUUUUCAUUAGAUCCAACAGAACUUUUCUUUAUACCAGAAGUGGAGAUUAUGUUGUCCCCAGAUACGGGCUGCCAUCCAGUUUAGUAUUUGUGAGAUAUAAGCUGGAUUUAAAGUCUUGUUACUUUCUGGAUUUGCAUGUAUGGUUAUUAAUGGCUAAGCAUGACUCCACAAAAAUCUACUUCUUAAGCAGGCAGUACUCCAAUCAAAGAGG